GGUUUGUGACCCAAAUUGUUCAGCUCUUGAAACAGACAUAACUCAAUGGAUUAUUAUUAUUAUAUUUAUUUAUUGCUUAUUAAUGGACAAACAAUAUGUAAUUGUUGCACUGAAUUAAAUUGAUUGAUUGACGCACGAAAAUGUCAAGAGACACUAUUGAUUGACGUAUUUUGUUUUGUUUGUUUUGCACUUAUUAAUUAAAAUGUCGCGUAAGCCGUAAAAAAUUGCUUACCGGGUAUACAAUUAAUUCGCCGGCCAGGAAAUUCGAGUAAUAUUUCAAUUGAAAAUAGUUUACUCGUUUUUCGGGGCCAGGGAACAGAGAAAAGCCUGAACAGCCAGGACGAAAAAACCGGGAAGAUGAAGUUCUAGAAGCGUUUAUGAAGACAAAGUUUGGAAAUGGCCUUGAAAAACAGCAGUGAUGAAUUUAGAGCGAAAGACGACGCAUUUAUUAAUGUCUGCAAACAGCGAUACCACAGAAGGGAAAGUGAACUUGGCAGUAUCGCAGUCUUGGUGGUAAAAAAGCUAACAUUUGCAACCUACAACAAAGGGUUGAUGUGAUGGUGAAUACCUGCCCUGGCAGUCUCGACCUCACCAUGUUGGCGACAUCCAAGACUCUGCUAGCUCGAGGUUGUUUAUAAAAUGAUAUGCCACAAGCGAUUGAGCAGCCAUCAAUGGACAUUAGUGCUGAGCUGUCGACAGAAACUGUCAGUCAUCAUUUGCAGCCUCCUGACAGGCCUUUGGCUCAAAGAGACUCUGAUAUGGCAUCAGACAAUGAAAAUGAUUUGCCUCAAGCGAUUGAGCAGCCAUCAAUGGACAGUAGUGCCAAGCUGUUGACAGAAACUGUCGGUCAUCAUUUUCAGCCUCCAGACAGGCCUUCAGGUCAAAGAGACUAUGACAUGAAAUCAGCCAAUGAAAAUGAUUUGCCUCAAGCGAUUGAGCAGCCAUCAAUGGACAGUAGUGCCGAGCUGUUGACAGAAACUGUAUGUCAUCAUUUUCAGCCUCCAGACAGGCCUUCAGGUCGAAGAGACUCUGACAUGAAAUCAGCCAAUGAAAAUGAUUUGCCUCCAGCGAUUGAUCAGCCAUCAAUGGACAGUAGUGCCGAGCUGUCGACAGAAACCAUCAGUCAUCAUUUGCAGCCUCCUGAAAGGUCUUCAGCUCAAAGAGACUCUGAUAUGGAAUCAGGCAAUGAAAAUGAUUUGCCUCCAGCGAUUAAGAAGCCAUCAAUGGACAGUACUGCUGAGCUGUUGAUAGAAACUGUCAGUCAUCAUUUGAAGCCUUCUGACAGGCCUUCGGCUCAAAAGGACUCUGACAUGGAAUCAGACAAUGCAAAUGAUAUGCCUUCAGCGAUUGAGCAGUCAUCAAUGGACAGCUAUCGACAGAAACUGUCAGUCAUCAUUUGCAGCCUCCUGACAGGCCUUCGGCUCAAAAGGACUCUGACAUGAAAUCAGACAAUGAAAAUGAUUUGCCUCCAGCGAUUGAGCAGCCAUCAAUGGACAGUUAGUGC
Molecule: messenger RNA, 1504 nt
Organism: Dreissena polymorpha
Lineage: Eukaryota; Metazoa; Mollusca; Bivalvia; Myida; Dreissenidae
Exons: 8
Coding region: 645-1442 (265 amino acids)
Cellular component (GO): nucleus
Source: RefSeq, a predicted model, not a curated record